ACGUAUUAUUGCAGUUGGUUCACUGACCUAGCGGAGUAAAUAAAUAAACUAAGAUUUUUUGACAAACCAGCCAAAGGGGUUAUUAUUACCUAGUAGUUGGAACUCCAAAAAUAGUUGAAAAAUUCUAUUUGCUGGAGAUUCUCCGGUUACUAAGUCUAUCCAAUCUACUGUAGUCAUAAAUAAUCCUGAAGAGAUUUCACGAAAAAUGCUUCAUUACAACUCGACUGACUGUCGCAAAAAUGGAUAACAAGCAGAACUAUUGCACAGUUUCUACUCUGCAUACCGAGAAGAGAAAAGGAGAAACCAAAAGCUCAUCAGGAAAGGCUAAAUAGACUGCUUACUGUAGACGGUAUUGCCCUGAGCGCAGGUAGAAGAUUAGACGGCUGUUGUUACUCUUAAAAAUGUGGAGAAACGAGCCGUUCCGUCAGCUGUUUGGAAGAAUAGAAAUCGCUAAUCGUCUGUCGGUCUUCGGCACGAGUUGCAGAAUAACGCGGAUGAAAUUAAUACAUCUGCGCUUUCGACCUAAUUUUCACUUUCGUCGAUUACGUUCGCUUAUGGCAGGACAAACGACGUCCCCGGGUAGAAUCGUAACAGUCGCAAUAAUAACAGGUAAGCUAAAAAUCAUCCCGAGAUGAUUUUUUGUGGUGAGCCUGGUCAUCCACCAGCGGGGAAAGUGGAGAAAGAACAGACAACAGACGAAAACAAACCAAAAGUAUUAGUCCCCUAUAUAAGCCCGCGUUUUGUUUCGUAGUUUAGUCACAUUCAAAUCGUCUACUGAGCAGCAAGCAACUCCAAUAUCUUAAAAAUGAGAUUGCCCAAUUCAAGAAGCUAUACAGUAUUCCUGGCUGUCAUCGUUUUUGUGCAACUCACGUCAAGUUUGGCUCAGCCAAUUCGUUUGUCCCGUACGGCUGAAGUGGGAACGUCAGGUGGAAAUCUGCUCUACGCCAACACUCAGGAACAACCUACGCACCCUGCUUUGGUUCAGGGACAAGAUGAACAAAUAACGACAGAUGAAAAUAUGACAGAUCUUGGAGAUGUUACUAGCUCACCGCUUGUUCCAUUAAAUGACAAAAUACCUGCUGUGGUUGAAACUGUCAAUGAAAACAGCAAAUUGGUGAGCCCCCAAGUACAGACAGAAGUCCCUGCUUCUCCAUCAGCACUAGAAGUUGAUCCUCCUCUGUUUUAUCCACCACGACCUGUCGAACAACCAAAAUAUAGACUCCCAGCACACUACAGUCCUCCUCUUCAGUCCAAACCACAACCUUCACGCAGAUACAACAACAAUGACAGACUUUUGGGAGAGGCUCCUUUCAAACCCAGCAUGUUGGGCUUUCCUCCGAUAUCCAACACGCGUGAGAAUUUGGGUCUCCAAAUCAAUUGGGCGGCCAAAAUUGGUCGAGCCCAUCGCUCGUUUUACGAUUUCCUGUUGGCUUGAGAUAAAUGUCAUUAAUCUUCUAAUACUGGUGACUGUUGAGCUUUCGCUAGUAAUGUCAAAUUGUUGAAAUCUAUUCUUUAUGCAUGUGAACUGUCAAGAACAUCUUUAAAAAACUUUUUCUUAUCGAAAUUAUUCAGUCAAGUAAAUAAACUGAUAAAACACAA
Messenger RNA from Daphnia pulicaria, 1599 nucleotides. RefSeq lists its product as uncharacterized. The transcript has 2 exons. The record is from RefSeq and is a predicted model, not a curated record. The coding region runs from base 806 to 1435 and encodes 209 amino acids. Lineage: Eukaryota; Metazoa; Arthropoda; Branchiopoda; Diplostraca; Daphniidae.